AUGGAAUCGAAGCAUACCCCGGUCCCAAAUGGGAUGACGUCAUUCUGGAGGACAGAGCCUCACUUUCUAGACAGCCACCGAUCUACCGAAUCUCUCCCUCGGGAGUGUGAUAUCGUUGUUAUAGGAGCUGGAUAUGCAGGGGCAUCUGUUGUGCACCAUAUUCUCGACCAAAUCAGCCCCGGGUCGACGCCGCCUUCGAUUGUGAUUUUGGAGGCUCGACAGGCUUGUUCCGGUGCCACUGGGCGAAAUGGAGGGCACAUGAAACCUGAUGUUUAUAAUGGUAUCGCUGGUUUAGCCGCUGAUCAUGGCGUCGAGGCUGCCGCUGAGGUUGCCGCUUUCGAGGCUAAGCAUGUCUCGUUUCUCAAGGAGUUCAUCGAAAGAGAAAAGAUAGACUGUGAAUACUCGGUCACAAAGUCUAUCGAUGUUCAGCUGUCUCGGGCUCAUAGCGCAACACUCAAGAAGGCAUACGAAGGAUUGAUCGAGAAGGGAUGUGAAGCAACAACGAGGGCAAAUUAUAUCCCCAGCAAUGAGGCAGAACAGUUCUCCGGAGUCAAGGGUGCACAGGGCUGUUUCACAUAUGAGGCCGGUCACAUUUGGCCAUACAAAUUCGUGCUGCACCUUUUGGAAAAGGCAAUUGCCCAAGGCGUAAAUUUACAGACGCACACACCGGUAUCUGGGAUUACACAGUCUAUUGCCUCAACAUCAGGUCAUCUCUGGACAGUGAAUAGUGCUCGGGGUUCUGUUGCUGCCAAGACAGUGGUUUUAGCAACAAAUGCUUAUACUUCGUGUCUGGCCCCCCAAUAUAAGGAGAAGAUUAUUCCCGUCCGAGGAACAUGCAGUCGAAUCAUUGUUCCUCCAGGUACCACCGCUCCUCGUCUGACAGAUACUUAUACCCUGCGCUGGAACAAUUGGAAUUAUGACUACCUCAUCCCACGCGCCGAUGGGAGUAUAGUCGUCGGCGGUGCUCGUCCGGCUUUCAUCAAUGAUCUGGAUAGCUGGUACAAUGUCAGUGAUGAUAGCCUGGUACUGGAGCCUGCUGUUCGAUACUGGGAUAAUUAUAUGCAGCGGAACUUUGUUGGUUGGGAGAAUAGUCACGCUUACACUGACAGAGUCUGGACAGGGAUCAUGGGCUAUUCGUCAGAUGGACUACCGCAUGUUGGCCAUGUCCCAGGACAGAAGGAUCAGUACAUCAUCGCUGGGUUCACGGGACACGGGAUGCCCCAAAUCUUCCUAGCGGCUGAGGGCCUGGCGAAAAUGGUACUCAAUGAUGUCGAUUUUGCACAAACUGGCCUCCCGCGGCUGUUUGAGUCUACUCAAUCCCGACUUGAGAGCUGCCAGAAUAAGAUAUUUGCUAACAUCCCCGGGGCUGGGAAACCGCAACCAAGACUGUGA
This is a messenger RNA of Penicillium samsonianum, 1392 nucleotides long. RefSeq names its product NAD(P)/FAD-dependent oxidoreductase. Gene Ontology annotation, cellular component: cytoplasm. NCBI's taxonomy places the organism in Eukaryota, Fungi, Ascomycota, Eurotiomycetes, Eurotiales, Aspergillaceae. The coding region runs from base 1 to 1392 and encodes 463 amino acids. The transcript has 4 exons. Gene Ontology annotation, molecular function: oxidoreductase activity. The record is from RefSeq and is a predicted model, not a curated record.